AUGGCACAACUGUACACAGGCUGGGCGCGUAAGUUCUUGAACGGAAUGCCGUCGAUUCUGAAGAAUCAGAAGGCGUCGAAAAGGGCAGAUGUGUACUCAUUCGCCGUAGUGCUGUGGGAGAUGCUGACGGGACAGGAACCUUUUGCGGGAAUGGACCCCAUGUCAAUUGCUUGGUUGGUGAUGGAAGGAGAGUGUCUGCCGAUACCCGAAGGGGUGCCAGAGCCCUUCAAGACAUUAUUAAAUCAAUGUUUCCAAACCGAACCCGAAGACAGGCCAGAGUUCAACUACAUAUUGAAGACGAUAGAAGAUGCGAGCCAAAUUAGGGACAUGGAGACGAAAGUCAACACCUUCCACGCUACACACAGGACGUGGAAUAUGGAAAUAAGUAGUAAAUAUGAAGAGUACAAACGCCGCAAAGAGGCCAUCUCCGAGCGCGAAUCCAAACUCAAACAACGCGAACAAGAGCUGCACGAGUUGGAAGCGAGUUUGGCCAAAUUCCAGAAAGAACUGGAACAGCCCACCACGGCCAGGCCAACGGACUCGUAGUAUCUGAGUCAUCAAUAAAGAGUAAAAAAUAAC
Molecule: messenger RNA, 579 nt
Organism: Sphaeroforma arctica JP610
Lineage: Eukaryota; Ichthyosporea; Ichthyophonida
Exons: 6
Coding region: 1-546 (181 amino acids)
Biological process (GO): protein phosphorylation
Molecular function (GO): ATP binding; protein kinase activity
Source: RefSeq, a predicted model, not a curated record